AUGACAUCAUCUCUAAAUGUGUUUACUCAGAUCUUUGAGGGGAACAGCCAUUAUGAUACUCCAGAAGUGAGGAGGUUUGACGAGAUUGUCGCCCAGCACAUCAGAGUUUUUCCAGAGCGAUGGUCACCUGCUGGCAUCGGUAUGAGGAUGGAGGUUCUUGGCUGUGACCUGCCUGAAAUCACCACGCUGCCCAAUACAGUGACCCCAACCACUCCCAGACUGGAACAGACAACUCCUGCAAUGAAAUCAGCCACAACUCCAUCCCUGUCGGCCGUGUGUGACUUUGAGCAGAGUUUGUGUGGCUGGUCAGCUGAUCCUCACACAGGUGUGAGCUGGUCCCUGCACAUGGCCGGAGGCUCAACUGGACACAACACUCAUGGGACGCGGCAGGACCUUUCCCUGGGAUCAGACAAUUUUUCAGGGAACUACCUCCACCUGGAUGCAGGCACUCACACCCAGCGCAAGAAAGCCAGACUUCUGAGUCCAGAAGUGGGGCCAGAACGUGGUCCUCUCUGCCUUCUCUUCUAUUACCAGCUUCAGGGGGAGGCACAGGGGAGCCUCCGAGUCUUGCUGAGGGACGGUGACCAGGAGGAGACCCUUUUAUGGGCACUAAAAGGCGAGCAGGGGCCCAACUGGAGGGAGGGAAGAACUAUCCUUCCCCAAAGUCCCAGAGAGUAUCAGGUGGUUUUUGAAGGGUUUUUUGAUCACCCAACCAGAGGCCACAUCAGGAUAGACAACAUCUACAUGAGCAACAACAUUGAACUAGAGCAAUGUGCAGAGCCUCUCCCUGCUUUAGCUUCUGGCAUCCCCAAUCAGAAGGCUAAAGAUUUCGGAAACGAUCCUGCUUUCAAUCACAAGCAGCACAUCAAUGGAGAUUUUGUCUUCUCAGGUUGGCCAUCCUCCUUCUCCACCCCAUCCUCUGACAUGGACCCCUCCUCUGUGACGCUGGUGUCAGAGAAGGACAAGGACAACGCCUGGCUGUACACGCUGGACCCCAUCCUCCUCACCAUCAUUGUGAUGAGCUCGUUGGGCGUCCUGCUCGGAGCUGUCUGUGCCGGCCUGCUCCUUUAUUGCACGUGUUCGUAUAGCGGACUUUCCUCACGCUCCUCCACGACGCUGGAAAACUACAACUUUGAGCUAUACGACGGGAUCAAGCACAAAGUGAAGAUAAACCAGCAGAGGUGCUGCUCAGAGGCAUGAGGAACGACAGAGAUCCCCUAAAGAUUUUCUUUUCUUAUUUCGACACAGACAUGAAAAAGAAGCACUAUCUGAAAUUUCCAUCCCUGCCUGAAAUCUUGCUGUUCCUUUGCUCUGAUGUCAAAAGGGGUUAACUCUGAACUCUCCAUGUGUUGAAAGGGGGGGGGACAUUUGAUCUCGCUCUGAGGUCUAAACCAGAGGAACGUCUGAUCGCAGUUUCCCCGAAGCAACUGAGUCCCUUUUUCUCCUCUGCCUGCAGGAGAAGCCCUGCUCGUUUCUACAAGCCUGUGAAUGAAUGAUUGAAUGAAGGAAUGAAAAUAAAGAAUAUAAAUGACUAAAGUACCAUAAGAUACAGCCCACCAGACACUGGAAUAAAGCUGCAAAGGAAGUAGACUUCAGCACCCAUGACAAUCUGGACAUGUAGACAACAAACGGCAGCACAGUCUGGGGUGUCCUGGUCAGGACAUUCUGAACGGUACUUUGCAGAACUUUAGAUUUUUUUCCUCUCAUCUUACAAGAAGAAAUGAGUUGCAAAAAAAAUCUCAACGUUUCUGCUUCACAUUUCUUGCAAAGACUUCUCCAGUUGUCUGUUUUAGUGUGGGCGCUUCUGACUCAGAUCAACACAUAUCAAUUAAAUGCCUAUGAUUCUAAAUAGCUUAAAAAAAUAACAUCUCAAAGAAUCAAGAUUUUUUUAUGGUAAAGGAAAGGAGGAAAUUUAAACCCUUAUUUUGUUUCUGGAAGUUUCUGGUAUGAGUUCUGUGAGUUUUAAACGUCCAUAAGCCUGCCAUGUGGCGCCCGCUAGCUCCUUCGUCCGCCUUUGGUCUGCGCUUUGUGAAACCAGUGGCAUAGAGAAGUAAUGGUGACUGUUUUUGUUAUGUUUUAGACUUGUGUCUACUUGGAUGAAAAAAAGAUAAAGAAAAAGCAAGCUUCAGUUCGUAGCAGCCCUGUAGAGCAUAUGAUCACAUUUUUCAGACCUUUCUUUUAGAGUUUUGUUGGACUUUUAGCUGUUGCUUUAGUCUUUUAACUAUUUUACAUUUCCCAUUACAGAUUAUCAAUCUAAGAAUAGGGGAGAAGUUAUACAUGGGACAGAAAAUCAGAGUUUUAUCAACAAAAAAAGCUAACAUGAUGUUAUGGAGUUGUGCUUUAGAUUCAAAAUUCUAGAGUUUGUUUUUUGGUAUCUAUAUUUCUAUAUUUUUUUGAUUUUCAGACUGUAUGAUGCCCAAAUGAUGGACAGACACUGUGUAAACAAAAUGUCAGUAAUUAUUUUAUUGCAACCUAUGGAUUGCCAAAGAGCUGUGUAUGUGCUCGGUGGGUCUGAACAAGUGUUAAAUAAGGCUGGGUGGACUGAGAGUGAUGAAUUGAACUGCUGUUGAAACAUCAUUCUCAAUCCAAAGAGGCCUGAUUUUUGGGGGGGGGGGGGGUGAUUGGGAAUCAUACUGUUGACUUCUUUAGACACACAAUCGAGCCUUAAGCAAAUUACAGUAUACGCUGUAUCGGAGGACAGCCAUUAAGGAGGGCCAGUGCUGCUGGAGAGACUGAUAAUUCAUAUGAGACACAUAUAUUUUCAAAGACACACAUCUUAGUACCUCUUUUUCAGAACUUUGUGUUCCUCAGGCCCACAUCUGAACUUUAAAGGGGUGAGUUUGGUUUGUUUGAAGCUGUGCAAAGUAGGUAGGAGCUGCCAGCAUCUUAUCAGCAGUGGCAGCAAUCAGAGUGAUCUCUGUUUUAGGGAAUCAAAUAGAAAUUCUCACAGUGGAGGGAAGAUGGGUGAUGUAACUUUUUUUUUUUACAGUAACAAUAUUUAAUUGCAAUUUCCUUGUCAUAAAAGUAAAAAAAAAAGAAUCAUUUCUGAUGUUGAAUCCGACACACAUUUACUAUUACUACUAAUUUGAUCUAUUACAGAGAAACACUGUUAAGCUCAAACACAGUAUUUGAGGGUGCAAUUUCAGCACCAUUACUUACUGUACCUUUACACUGCUGGUAAUUUAGUAACUUUAUUGGGUAAAAAAUGAUGCAGUUUGGUGUUUUCGACCAGCAACCAAAGGCUAGUUUCAUACCCACUUUGACAAUCAACAAUUGAAAGUAUAUUUCUAAUCAACACAGUCUACUGUAAAAAAAAAAAAAAAAAUGUUAUGUCACUUUAAAAAUAUUUCCCCCCAACAGAGAUGCUUCUAAAAACCAGGCCUUCUGCCGGUAUGAUCUGAUGAUGUCCUUUUAUCUCCCAGAUAAAGGAGCAUUUACCUCUUUCUAGAUUCAGUUUUUUAUGUCCUGUUUUUAUCGAUAUUGUUUUAGACCAGAUCAAAAGAAAUUCAUGUGGCAGAUGAGGAGCUUGAUAUAUUUUGGAGCUAUUACUGGCAAUUUAAAUAAUUUUCAGUCAAGAAAGUCAACAAAGGCUAAUUAUUUAAAUCACAGCAUUCAGAACUAGAAUGGAAAAUAAAUUAGUUAAGUUUAGGCAUACAUUAUUUUCCUAUGGAUAAUUUACGGUCCAUGGAUGGAAGGUAGUGUUUUUUAGCUCGACCACAGAAAUUCACUCAUGAUUCUCCAAACUGAGACAGCUCUGAUUGCUUCCUGGUGCACAUAAGACGCCCACAUCUUGUCGUCACUCCACACAACUCCACUUCAAACACACAAAUCAUGCAUCCAUCAGAAACAAAAGAUAAAACCAUAAACUACUUAAUAAUUUGAACCUCUUCCAAGGUUUUUGGUUCUUGUAUUGGCGCAUCUUUCAGUUUAUUUCAGGUGUGGUAUAUGACAAUAUACGCUCAAAAAAAAAACCACUGAGUUGACCAAAAAACAGUGACUUAUGGUAUUCUUCACCUUUGAAAGAAAAAAUGAAAUUUGCUCAACAUUUUAUUAGCUAGGAAAAACUUCUCUGAUUUAGCAUCCGGUUUUAUUCACAUGAAGAGCACAUUACAGCCUUUUUUCUUGUGCUGUUUGGCUAGUAACAGAAAAUUCAAAUGAGGUGCCUUUAAUGAUGUUCAAAUAUCACUUUCACAGUUAAUUCAUCUACAAAAUAAAACAGUACAGUAAUUCUGACCACAUUUGUCUUUUAAGAUUUCAUUCUUGUUUUAGGAAGUUCAUAAAAAUUAAGAAUAAAGCAGAAUAUUGUACAGUUUUUCUUAGUUAUCUAAGAUACUAUUUAUUGCUGUCAAUAAAUGUCUAAUUAAUAGAGAUUAAUAAUGUCAAAGGACAAAAACGUGAUUAAUCCGCUUGAAUAGUUAAUUAACUUUCUCCCAGUUAAGCUAAAAGACUUGGAGGAAUUCACAAAUGGGUUUUCGUAACACCAAUGCCAUCAGGAAAAUAAGGACAAAUCAUGGAAAUCAUGGAUGCAAAUUGGAAAAUAUUCCUGAAAAUUAAAUAUUCUACCAUAAAACUCUACAUAUGUAUCAAACAGAACAAAGGGAGUCAUCAAAGGGAUAUGCUCUCUAUUUUAACUAUAAAUGUGUUUAAGGUCCGGAAGGAAAUUAUAUGUCAUUUCUUAUUAUUUAAGAAUAUGAAGCGCAAGAAAAAAAAUUAUUAGGUUGAUGGAAUGAAGGCAUAACAAAAACAAAACAUUGUACCAUACAGCAGGGUUUGUUUUUCAAAUAAAAAUAAGAUGAUGGUGAUGGAGGAAUAGGAACAUGUUCAGGGCCGGUCACAGACCUCGCCUUGUUUUUCUCUCUCUUCAUGCUCAUGUUUAACUCUGCUAGAACAUCAUCAGAUUUUAAGUCCUUCAGAGACUCUCUUUGCUCUCUGGAGCCACUAGGAUGCGAGUCACACUGCUUUCAGACAAGUGGAAGGGGCGGAACAAAUUUCAUUUUUGCCUGGGGCCCAUUUUUCCUUUGUCUCUGACUUCCUCUCUUGUCUUCUCACUGUCAUAGGCAUGCGGUAGCCUUGAAAUGCACACUGUAAACAUAGUUUUGGAAGGUGUUUAAUGAUUGCCAAAAAACAAGGGAGAGAAAGAAAAAGGGAAAGAGAUUAAGAAUUUACAGUCCAUCGAUAUUUUUAUUUUUAUUUGGACCUUUUUCCAAGUGCCUUGGAGCUUUCUAUCUUUUUUGAUCUCUGACUCUUUCUCUUUCCCUGCUGAUGUCUCACUCUGACUCUUCUCUUUUACCCGAUGCAACCAAAACAUCAAUGAGUGAGCAGUGAGUACAUGAGCAAGGUUAACCUGCUCUGUCUCCUGCUUGACUGUUCUUUAUUUCCUUCUGAACAUCCAGAUAGUUUUACCUCUUCUCUCUUUGCAGGCUACACACAGGCACACACAUUUAUGCACAACUGACUGACGCAAACACAGUACAUUAUGACACACCGACGGCACUGGCCAGAAACUAAACUCUUUGUAGACUUUGUACAGAAAAGUUUCUUUUUUUAAUGUUAUUAUUAUUUAAUAAAGGCUAAAUAAC
This is a messenger RNA of Cyprinodon variegatus (sheepshead minnow), 5579 nucleotides long. Its product is annotated as neuropilin-2-like. Gene Ontology annotation, cellular component: membrane. Lineage: Eukaryota; Metazoa; Chordata; Actinopteri; Cyprinodontiformes; Cyprinodontidae. The record is from RefSeq and is a predicted model, not a curated record. The transcript has 8 exons. The coding region runs from base 1 to 1200 and encodes 399 amino acids.